Molecule: messenger RNA, 2979 nt
Organism: Centropristis striata (black sea bass)
Lineage: Eukaryota; Metazoa; Chordata; Actinopteri; Perciformes; Serranidae
Gene: dhx32a
Product: DEAH (Asp-Glu-Ala-His) box polypeptide 32a
Exons: 11
Coding region: 356-2584 (742 amino acids)
Cellular component (GO): spliceosomal complex; intracellular anatomical structure
Molecular function (GO): RNA binding
Source: RefSeq, a predicted model, not a curated record
AGUGGGCUUUGCUUGAUAGUGAAUGUGAAGCCCUGUGCAAAUGAAAACACGUGUGAAGCCACGCUGGGUAGAAAUUACGCACCGGUGCGCACUGCGCGUCAGCCAGCCCCGACCAGAACAACUUUUAACAGCUUCAUAAACAGUUUCAGCAUAUAAGGCACCGAGUAGAUUCUGAUCAAGUAUCACAUGAACCGUCCAAGUUCGCGAGUAUAGGAUAUGUUGUAGCCUUGCCUGGGCUCGGCGGAAACGGAUCGACUUUUGAAUAUUUCCGAUAAAAACCGAAAUGGACUCGUAGCUGGAGUGGUUGUAAAACAUUUAAGAGCUCUCGCCCGGUUUAAAAAAACAUUUAUGUGUCAUGUCGGAUGAAAAUAAUUCAGUGGAGCCAGACAUUUGCCCUGAAAGUGAAGAAUGUCCUGCGGAGGAUUCUUUUGGCUUUGGAGACGAUCUGGAGUUAAAUCAGUUUGAUGGAUUGCCCUUUUCCUCGCGGUACUACAAAUUACUAAAAGAGAGGAAAACUCUGCCAGUGUGGAAAGUCAGGUGCGCCUUUGAAGAUGCUCUAGUAAACAAUCAACUGGUGAUUGUGUCUGCGACAGCAAAGACUGGGAGGAGUACACAGAUCCCUCAGUGGUGUGCAGAGUUCUGUCUGUCUGCUCAGUAUCAGCAUGGCAUGGUUGUGUGCACACAGACUAACAGACAGCAGGCUGUUGAUCUGGCUUUACGUGUGGCGGAUGAAAUGGACGUGAACAUAGGCCAUGAAGUGGGUUACACCAUCCCUCUGCAGACCUGCUGCUCCUCCGACACUGUUCUCAGGUACUGCACCGAUGACAUGCUGCUUAGAGAGAUGAUGUCGGACCCUUUUCUAGAGCACUACGGGGUCAUUAUAAUCGACCAGGCCCACGAGAGGACAGUAAGCACAGACAUACUGCUGGGUCUCCUCAAGGACAUCCUGCUGCAGAGGCCCGACCUCAGAGUGGUGGUCCUCGCUAUCCCACCCGUGACCGACAAGCUGCUGAGCCACUACGACGGCGUCCCGCUCAUCAGUGUGGAGGCCUCGUCUCCUGCCGAGGCGGUCCACAGCAGCAGCGGCAACAAGGACUACUUCUUCUCCGCACUGAGGCUGGUGCUGGAGAUCCAUCGAACCAAAGAGGAUGGAGAUGUUGUUGUGUUUUUUGCCUCAGCUGAGGAGGUUCAUUGUGCUCACAGCAUCCUUCGGAGAGAAGGCACCAGGCUGGGAGCGGAGCUGGGCCAGAUGGUGCCUGUGGUCCUGUGCCCGGGCCAGGGAGGGCUACUGCCUGAGAUCAGUGAGCAGCCAGACCUCUCCAAGAGGUCCAGGAGGGUUUUCCUCUCUAACAAACAUGGGGAGGAUAUGUGGCGGGCCACAGAGUAUGUCAACUUUGUCAUCGACACAGGAAUCCAGAAAAAGAUGGUGUACAAUCCAAGAAUAAGAGCUAACUCUGAGGUACUUCAACCCAUCAGUCAGUGUCAGGCAGACAUACGCAGGCAGCUGUCUGGACCAACAGGUAAAUGUUUCUGCCUAUAUCCAGAGGACAGCCAGCGCCCUGCAGAGAACUCCCCACUGAUCCUGGAGUCCAACAUCACACCAACAGUCCUGUUCCUGAAAAGGAUGGAGAUAGCCGGCCUCGGACAGUGUGAUUUCAUCGUCAGACCAGAUCCUGAGGGUCUCAUGCAGGCGCUGGAGGAGCUGGAUUACCUCGCAGCAUUAGAUGAUGAUGGAAACUUAUCUGAGAUUGGCAUCAUAAUGUCUGAGAUCCCGCUGGACCCUCAGAUGGCCAAAGCGCUACUGGCGUCCUGCGAGUUUGACUGUGUGUGCGAGAUGUUGACGAUCGCAGCGAUGCUGUCAGCGUCAAGCUGCUUCUUGGAGCCACCUGCUGGCAUGACCCACGAGGCAGUCCAGUGUCACAGAAAGUUCCAGCACCCUGAAGGCGAUCACUUCACCCUCAUAAACAUCUACAACGCCUUCAAACAAAGCCAGAGAGAACAAUAUUUCACUGCUGAAAAGUGGUGCCAAGAUUAUUUUCUGGAUCAUUCCGCCCUGAAGACGGCUGAGGCCAUUAGAUCCGAACUGACCGACACUCUUAAUAGGAUCGAGCUUCCCAUCUCUGAGCCCUCCUUUGGAACCAAGACCAACACCCACAACAUCAAAAGAGCUCUGCUGGCCGGGUUCUUCAUGCAGAUCGCUCGAGACGUGGAUGGAUCUGGAAACUACUUCAUUCUGGCACACAAGCACAUGGCCCAGGUGCACCCACUCUCCAGCUACGGGGCUCAGUCGCACAAGCUGGGUCUGCCAGAGUGGGUGGUUUUCCACGAGUACACCCUGUCAGAGAACAACUGCAUGAGGAUAGUCUCUGAAAUUUCCCCUCAAGUGUACAUUCAAGUGGCACCACUGUACUUUUUCUACAAUCUACCCCUGAGUGAAAGCAAAGACAUACUGCAAGACAUGUUGGACCCAGACGGAUCCAGAAAGUGUAAAGACGAGAAACAAAAAGCCAUCACAGUCAGCAGCGACGCGAACGGCAGCUGUGCAGCGGAGCCGCAGACCUACGACAGAUGUGUGAUUCAGUGAUCUGUAAUCUCAUCACCAAAUGUUGUAAAAUGUUUAUAGUCAAUGCAAACCAGGGCCUGGAAUAAUUGCAUUCAAGAUUGUUUUGAUCGUCACACACUCCUGAGCAAAGGUUGACUUAUGUGUGAGAAUGUUGGAGAAAAAAGUAGUAAAUCAUGAAGAACUUUAUUAGUUGUGGUCCAAUACAAUGGUUAUAGCCUCCUUGUGUCGAAACAUCCCUUUUCUACUGCUAUCAUGUUCUUACCUCCAUUCCUGCUGUUGUGCUCCUCAACACCGUCUGUCUGGAACUGUAAGCACUCUGAUGGCUGUUUAGAUUUUAAUGAGGCUGCAGAUGGAUGUUGUCUGUUGCUGUACUUUAAAGGGAGAAAAACAUCCCCUCACACCUCCUGUGCACAUAA